GCUACAUUGAAGUAUAUAAUUAUUAAAAUGGAUGACACAUUUCACGUCGGAAGAAAACUGCUCUUUCAUCGUCAUGGCGUUGACGACAGCAUUGGUACCUACGCCACAGACUAUUUACUAUCUGCUAUUUCUUUCAUCAUGGCUGGAAUUAUGACGUAUUUGAUAUGGCGUCACAAAAAUAAUGACGACAAGCGAGUUAAAUCUUCAUGUGGAUACGAAUACGCCAGCAUAUCACAGUACUGGGCCCCGUGCAAAUGGCCAAGGCCGGUGAUGACGUCAGUCACGUUGUCCACCUACGCAACUCUAGGAUUCCAAUCGUGCUACAGCUUGAUGACGGUACUGGGGGGAUUGCCACAUCAGUAUUUGCAUCAGGUCGAACCUUAUACAUCCUGGGAAGACAGCUGGACUUGGCUAAUUGUGUGGAGAUGCGGAGCGGUCAUGGUCGUGCCUACCAUUUGUGCUUUUUUUACUUUGAUAGAGCAAAUCUGUCAGCAAGAAAGUUUUCUCCCUUUGCCAAAUUGGGCAAGAAAGGUUUACUAUGGUGUCAAGACAUUGCUGUGCAUGACUGCUGUUGUCUGGAACUUCGUGCGCUUGACAGACGAUACGAAUCCAUACGAUGUAACAACUUUGUAUAUUGUCUUUAUGGGAUGUUUUGUUAUACAAAGCGUAUGGAUGACACUUAUUGUUUGCAGAAGUGCUAUUGUGGGAUGCAAGAAACGACUAAUCAAGAGCAGAAAAGUAUCGGGAGAUAGAGGCACACAAGCUCAAAACGAUGCCGCGUGUACAGAAGCCAAAGAUUGCGUCUUCAGAUGGGAUUUGUGUCUCCAAUGCCUCUGCCCUUUGUUAAUAUUAGGCGGAGGUACAUUCAGCUACAUCUUGACCCCAAUGUGUUCACAAGCAGAAGAUCCCCACGGAUUACAUGGCUGUCCUUUACCAAACAAUUUCAAUCAUAACGCAGUCAUGCAUAUGAUCCAUGUGAUGGCAGUAAUGAGUCUCACACUAGGAGAGGUACUAGCAAUAAAGAGACGCGAACGAUUAUAUAAAGCGGAAAUCAAUAACAAUAUUAACUUAGAAAAAGCUUUGGACGAUUCGGGAACAUCGGGAGCACUGAUUGUCUGAACAUUUUCCGUCAAUCUGCCAAUACAUCGUCCGGCAUAACUGGUCAGUGCCUUGAAUUGGAGUGUGAAAGUAAAUCAAGAUGAUAUAUUUCCUUAUUGUGCCUGUUAUCGGCCCGUUCAGAGGCAUCUUAGGAGGCUUCUGCCGUAGGUUGGGGAUCGGAACCGCCUUUUUGAAAUGUUAACUUAGAAAUUUCAGACCCCCGCCCGGGUUCGUUCAUCAACCUCUUAUUUAUCGGAUCAUAAAAUAAAUAUUAUAAUGAUAUUGAUUCUUCAGUCAUUUAUUUCUUGUUGCCAUCCAAAUAAAUGUCUAUAGUUUACCGUAUAAAGAAAAGAGGGGAACCUUCACGUCUGCACAAACUCAAAAGACACUUUCUAGGUCAGAGUAGGGCGGAAUGUUCCAAAUCACAAUAAGCGCUAACUUCAAUAUUCGUACCAAAUUAGCGAAUGCGAUUAUCCCUCGUAAAGGCAAAUUUAUCACCCUCUAUAUCUAUGUUGAAACAAACUCUUUUAUUGCUCUAUGUCGUUUUAAUGUGGACUGCCUCAUCUCUCUCUUGAAAGGCGAGUUAUAGUGUGU
Styela clava is the source of this 1692-nucleotide messenger RNA. RefSeq lists its product as uncharacterized. NCBI's taxonomy places the organism in Eukaryota, Metazoa, Chordata, Ascidiacea, Stolidobranchia, Styelidae. The record is from RefSeq and is a predicted model, not a curated record.